CAUUUCUUCCAUCAGACCCCCACCGUCGCCGCCGCCGCCGCCGCCGGCGAUGGAUCCACCCCCUCUCCCGCCUCUUUCCACAGCCACCGUCGCCACCGCUGCCAGCAUCCCCCUCUCCUACCCGGACUCCCUCGACUCCCCCCGAGACGGCGCCGUCGACGACGACCCCCUCCCGCCGAAGCUCCGCCUGAUGUGCAGCUUCGGCGGCCACAUCAUCCCCCGCCCCCAUGACAAGUCCCUCUGCUACGUCGGCGGCGAGACCCGCAUAGUGGUCGUGGACCGCCACUCCUCGCUUGCCGACCUGUCCGCCCGCCUCUCCCGCGCGCUCCUCCACGGCCGCCCCUUCGCCCUCAAGUACCAGCUCCCCACCGAGGACCUCGACUCCCUCAUCUCCGUCACCAACGACGAGGACCUCCUCAACAUGAUCGACGAGUACGACCGCGCCGCCUCCCCCUCCCCCUCACCCCUCCGCCCCUCCCGCCUCCGCCUCUUCCUCUUCUUCACCAAGCCCGAGACCGCCACAUCCAUGGGCACCCUCCUCGACGACUCCAAGUCCGAGACCUGGUUCGUCGACGCCCUCAACCACGCCGGCAUCCUCCCCCGUGGCCUCUCCGACUCGGCGACCGGCGUGGACUGCCUCGUCAACCUCGACCCCAACCACGACCCUCCGAACGAUCUCGAAGCCCAGAUCGAAGAUCACAACAACAGCACCAACACCAACGACAACAGCAAGCAAGUGAAGGCCGCGCAGGACGUGCAGUUCGCAAUGCCCGAUUCGCCGGUGGUGGAGAACUCCUCCUCCUCCCACGGAUCGUCAUCGUCCUCGCCUUCAAUGUCGAAUCUGCCCCCGAUAAGGGUCUCGGUCGAUCAGAGAACCGUCGGGAUUGACGACCAGUUCGCCCAAAUGAGCAUAGCCGCAAACCAUCUGUAUAGGCACGACGAUGGCUACGGGGCCUUCUCGGCUCUGGCACCGCCCUUCCCAAGUGGGAUCAUGGCGAGCGCCGCACUGAAUGCGGCGGCAAGCGCGAGCAUGGCGAAUCAAGCCAGCGGUUGUGGCGAGAACAUGAGCAACAGGGCUGUGUCGGAUGACGAGAGGUCGGAUCAAGGAGCGCCGCCUAUGGCAUUGCGGAAACCGCCACUGCCAAUGCUUCAGCCCGUGCAGGUUCAGCCGCUGCAACACAAGGCCUCGGCUGCUUACAAUUUGCCUUCUCCUGAUUCAGUCGCCAGCGAUAGCAGCAUUGCGUCUGCAAGCUCUCUCUCGAGGCCCAUGUACUACGAAGACCAGUCUCACGUUGAGCUCAAGGAACAGAGGAGGGGCCCUUUUAGCCCGACCCCGGGGACCGACCCUGCUGACCCGACCCCCCAAGCCCCUAUCCCGCAGGCGGCGGAUCCAAGCUACGCCCCAGCUCCACCUUCGGACCAUCUGCCUCCAUUGCCCCCACAGCCACCGCCACCGCAGCCACAACAGCAACAGUUUGUGCACAUGAGUACGCAUUACAUCCCGCACCCGGCCCAAAGCCAGAGCCCGGUCCUGGUCUCACCGUACUACCCGGUCUAUCAGAUGCAGUCGCAGCAGCAGCAGCUUCACCACCCGGUGUACGUGAUGCCCGACGGGUCGGUGGUGGGCCAGGCCAGGCCCUUGCCAACUUCUAGCCCGUCUUCAGCCCAACCGGCUGGCGGUUACAAAGACUUGACCGCGCCGAUCUAUCACGCUGCCAGGACCCCCGGCCAAGUGACGCCCGAGAUGGCAUCCAGCAUGUACAACUCAUACAUGGCCUCACAUCAGCCGCUGAUCCAAGUCCCGGCCGGGCAGUACCAGCGGCAACACGCGGGGAUGAUGGCGCAGAUCAAUCAGCAGCCCCAACCCGCAGGAGGGGCAAGCAACCAUGCGGCGUUCGACUACUCCUACUCCGCGCACGACCUGGCGUAUUACUCUCAGCAUCAGGCUUCUGCGCUGACCCCUCAGUACCAAAACUUGGCGAACGCCAGCACGGUAGCGGACCCUCCGAAGCAGCCUUCCGGCGACAACGCCUAAGCGACAAAUCAUGACAUUUCAACCACUUUGAACGCCACUGAAAAUUUGAAACAAACUAUGUCCACACAUUGUUGCUGCCUUGUGUUUGAACAAAUCAAUA
Messenger RNA from Rhodamnia argentea, 2135 nucleotides. RefSeq names its product ecdysone-induced protein 75B. The record is from RefSeq and is a predicted model, not a curated record. Bases 50 to 2035 code for a protein of 661 amino acids. Gene Ontology annotation, molecular function: protein binding. The transcript has 2 exons. Lineage: Eukaryota; Viridiplantae; Streptophyta; Magnoliopsida; Myrtales; Myrtaceae.